Beta vulgaris subsp. vulgaris (sugar beet) is the source of this 1618-nucleotide messenger RNA. RefSeq names its product protein FAR1-RELATED SEQUENCE 7. The coding region runs from base 114 to 1301 and encodes 395 amino acids. The transcript has 3 exons. Gene Ontology annotation, molecular function: zinc ion binding; nucleic acid binding. The record is from RefSeq and is a predicted model, not a curated record. NCBI's taxonomy places the organism in Eukaryota, Viridiplantae, Streptophyta, Magnoliopsida, Caryophyllales, Amaranthaceae.
CCUACAAAAUCAGAAAAAUGUCGCUGUUAAUAAAUUACUCGUAGUUUCGCUCGACUGGGCAGAACUCGUGAUGGAACAUUUGUAGAAUCAUCAUAUCAUUAUCAUAUAUUCAUAUGUAUCAUGUAAUCGACACUAAAAUUCCAACAACUUCAUCAAUUUCCCGCACCAUAUCCUCUCCUCUCUUCUCCCUUCGUUCUUUCUUCAGUCCAAUUGACCCUCCUCAGCACCCACGUUACGAGCCAUUUACUGAGUACUAUCUCCACCCGAGCGAAGGUACCGGCGCCGUUAUCAGCCCCAUCAUGCUUACCGGUGACAACUAUGAGUCCUGGUCUCGUUCUCUUCGCAAUAACCUUCGCGCGAAAAAUAAACUGGGCUUUAUUGAUGGCACUAUUCCGGUUCCUGAUGCAAAAUCUCCCGAUCUUCCGCAAUGGGGUAUUGUUAAUUCUAUGCUUGUUGCUUGGAUUUUUAAUACUUUAGAUAUGUCUGUUCGUUCAACUAUGCGUUUUCCUGAUAAUGUUAAGUCUUUAUGGGAUGAUUUACGUGAUAGAUACUCACUGGGUAAUGGUCCACGAAUUCUUGAAUUAAAGAAUAAAAUUCGUGAUUGUCGUCAGAAUGGUCGUUCAGUUGCUGUUUUUUUUGGUGAAUUACGCCAACUACAGGAUGAACUUAUGAGUUACUGUAAGUUGCCUGUAUGUUCUUGUUCUGCUGCUCCAGAAUAUUUACGUUUGCAGGAGACUGAAUAUUUGCAUCAAUUUUGUCUCGGUUUGGAUGCAAAGAAGUUUGGAACUCUUGUGUCAGGUUUGUUAAUGCAAGAUCCUCUUCCGUCUCUUAAUGUCGCCUAUGCGAAAAUUGUUUCGGAUGAGCGCAAGCAGUUAGUUUCCGAGAGUAAUGACACCUCUCGUCCGGAUGCCGUGGGUUUUGCGGCUGUGUCUCGACCAUCUCCUUCUGUUUCUGAUGAGCCGAGGGUGUGCAGCUACUGUGGUCGACAGGGGCAUGUGAAGGAUCGUUGUUAUCAGUUACAUGGUUUCCCGGACAAGCGUGGGGGUCGUGGUAAAAAUGUCCGUGGUGGUCGAAGCUCGCGUGGGGGUUCUGUUUUUGCUGGCAGCACUAGUGGGGGUUCCCGUACUGCUUCAGGUUCGGCCGAAGUCACUGAAAGUGAUCGUCGGUCUGCUCCGACCCUCACUGAUGAUCAAUGGCAGCAGCUCCUCUCCUCUCUAAAGGGCUCCACUGUUUCUUCCUCCACCGAGAAAUUAAGUGGACCUCACUUUGAAGAACCUGAUUGGAGCGGGAGUGCAGUCUAAUGGGGUCUAUGUUUUUCAACCGAUUUGUGGUCGUUCGUUUCACGCCAACAAAGUCGCCAAGGUUGAUGAUGCCAGUCUGCUGUGGCAUCGGCGUUUAGGUCAUCCGUCUCUUAAAGUUCUUUCCUCAUUACCUGGGUUAGCUGGUUGUCGUAGUUCUAGUUGUGAUUUGGAUUGUCCUAUUUGUUUUAUGGGCAAACAACCUCGUAACUCUUUUCCUAUUAGUACUAAUAAAGCCAGUGAUGUUUUUGACUUGAUUCAUUGUGAUAUUUGGGGACCAAAUAAAAUUUCGACAACCUGUGAUGCACGUUAUUUUCUUA